Suillus plorans is the source of this 882-nucleotide messenger RNA. RefSeq lists its product as uncharacterized. The coding region runs from base 1 to 882 and encodes 293 amino acids. NCBI's taxonomy places the organism in Eukaryota, Fungi, Basidiomycota, Agaricomycetes, Boletales, Suillaceae. The record is from RefSeq and is a predicted model, not a curated record. The transcript has 3 exons.
AUGUCUGACUGGUCAGUUUCUACGGGUCUCCUACAUCCCAUUUCACUUCUGGCCAGCACAGGCACUAUAGGUCUGGCUGCACAGACUCUACAGGUCUGGCUGGUCAGUUUCUAUGAGUCUCCUACCUCCCAUUCAAUAUCUGGCCAGCACAGACUCUACAUGUCUGGCUGGUCAGUUUCUACGGGUCUCCUACAUCCCAUUUCACUUCUGGCCAGCACAGGCUCUACAGGUCUGGCUGGUCAGUUUCUACGGGUCUCCUACCUCCCAUUCAAUAUCUGGCCAGCACAGACUCUAUAUGUCUGGCUGGCACUACAGGUCUGGCUGGUCAGUUUCUACGGGCCUGCUACCUGCCAUUUGAUAUCUGGCCAGCACAGACUCUACAUGUCUGGCUGGUCAGUUUCUACGGGUCUCCUACAUCCCAUUUCACUUCUGGCCAGCACAGGCUCUACAGGUCUGGCUGGUCAGUUUCUACGGGUCUCCUACCUCCCAUUCAAUAUCUGGCCAGCACAGGCUCUACAGGUCUGGCUGGUCAGUUUCUACAGGUCUCCUACAUCCCAUUUCACUUCUGGCCAGCACAGACUCUACAUGUCUGGCUGGUCAGCUUCUACGGGUCUCCUACAUCCCAUUUCACUUCUGGCCAGCACAGGCUCUAGGUCUCUGGCUGGUCAGUUUUUACGGGUCUCCUACAUCCCAUUUCACUUCUGGCCAGCACAGGCUCUAGGUCUCUGGCUGGUCAGUUUUUAUGGGUCUCCUACAUCCCAUUUCACUUCUGGCCAGCAUAGGCUCUACAUGUCUGGCUGGUCAGCUUCUACGGGUCUUCUAUCUCCCAUUCAAUAUCUGGCCAGCACUUGUCCUACAUCUCUGGCAGGUCUGGUACUCUAG